AAGUCCCCCUCACAUGCUGCACACCACGGAGUCAACAGGCUGGACGGGUCACAGACGGAACAUCACUACGGCUGGAAAACAAAAACAAAACUCUGCUGCCUCUUUCUCAACUUCUUCUGAGCGGAAAAAAACGCGCAGAAGCCACGUUUUUAUUUCACUUUGCGCAGUUUUUUAUUUUUACCGGCUUGGGAUGUGACGCUCAGACGGAGCGCGCCUUUCCCGUUCAGACUUUUCUUCUGUUUACUCACGUUUGUUACGUUUCUCACUCUUUCAUGACUUUGUAACACCUUUGUCAGUUUACCUCUUGACCAUGGCGGAAGCGCCCCAGCAGCAGCCACACCUGGUGGACAUCGACCCGGAUUUUGAGCCCCUGUCGCGGCCCCGCUCGUGCACUUGGCCCCUGCCCCGGCCGGAGUUCAUCAACCCGGGCGACUCCAACACAUCGUCGCCGGUACCCUCCGUGAAGCAGGAGCCCGGCAGCGGCAACGCGGAGUUCAUCAACAACCUGAGCCUGCUGGAGGAGAACGAGGACUUUCCAGAGGAGAAGCCCGUCAUCCUGUGCAACGAGUUUCAGUGUCAGGAGACCUGCGCCCACCAGCAAGCUCCGCAGCACCAUCAGCAUCAGCAGCAGCACCCGAACCCGCAACUCCCGCAUCAGCAGCAGCAGGUGCCUCUGCUCUCCACCCCGGUCGGCUCGUCCCCUUCCGCGGCCGCUGCAGCAGCCGCUGCCCAGAGGAAGAGCAGCUCCUCCCGGAGGAACGCCUGGGGGAAUAUGUCUUAUGCAGACCUCAUAACCAAAGCUAUCGAAAGUUCUCCAGAGAACAGAUUAACUCUGUCUCAGAUUUAUGACUGGAUGGUGAAGAGUGUCCCUUAUUUCAAAGACAAGGGAGACAGCAACAGCUCUGCAGGAUGGAAGAACUCCAUUAGACACAACCUGUCCCUGCACAGCCGCUUCGUCCGCGUUCAGAACGAGGGGACGGGGAAGAGCUCGUGGUGGAUGCUGAACCCGGAGGGCGGGAAGAGCGGGAAGUCCCCGCGACGCAGAGCUGCCUCCAUGGACAACAACAGCAAGUUCACCAAGAGCAGAGGGAGAGCGGCAAAGAAAAAGCUAUCCCUGCAGGGUGGCCCUGACGGAGGUGGCGACAGCCCAGGCUCCUACUCCAAGUGGCCAGGCAGCCCCAACUCCCACAGCAACGAUGAUUAUGAUGCCUGGAGCAGCUUCAGGCCUCGAACCAGCUCCAACGCCAGCACCUUGAGUGGACGCCUUUCACCCUUCGUGCCUGAGGAUGACCUGGGAGAAGCAGAAGUGCACAUGGGAUACCCAGGAGCUCCAGGGGCGAAGAUGACAGCCACGCUGCCCAGUCUAACAGAAAUGACGGGCUCUCUGGGACACAGCUCUGAGAACGUCAUGGAAAACCUUCUGGACAACCUGAAUUUGCUCUCACCAAGCAACUCUCAGGUAGGAGGAGGGGCGACAACCCCUGGCUCCUCCCAGUCCUCCCCCUCACCUUUGAUGCAGCCUAGCCCUGGGUACCCGCCCUACAGCUCCCCCAGCAUGGGCUCUCAGCCGCAGCAGGACUACCACAAGUGCGUGUAUGGCCAAGCUGGAAUGAACACCUUGUCCCCUAUGACCCUGCAGAGCCUGUCAGAGAGCAAGCCCAACUUUGGGGCCGGUAUGGGUCAGUACAACUGCCCCGCAGGGCUCCUGAAGGAGCUACUGACGUCGGACAACGACCAACAUGGAGAGCUCAUGCCAUCAGUGGAGACGGUAGUGCCUCAGCCCAUGCUGCCACCGUACAACAGCAGCCAGCACGCAGCCAAGCUCAUGGCAAGAGGGAACGGCCACCCGCGUGGUCUUUCUCACCCCCACCCGCUCAAUGUGCACAACCAAGCCCCGGCCGCAUCACCAGCUAUGAACAGUCGCUUGCUCAUGUCUCUAAACUACAACGGGGGCUGUGUGCGUUUGCCUACAGCCAAGAGCCCCAUGCAGAUGCCUUACGGCCUCCCUGGCCACCUCAGCGUGGGGGGCAUGCCGGGCAGCUUCUGUCCCCUCAACACCAACGGAUACGGUCGAGCGGGCACGCUGGUCCCAUCGCACGCGGAGAAACUUCCCAGUGACCUGGAUGACAUGUCCAUCGAGAAGUUUGAAUUCGACAUGGAGACUGUCCUCCAUGAAACUCUCAUGGACGGAGACUCGCUGGACUUCAACUUCGAGCCGGUUGUGACCCAGCAAAGCUUCCCGCAUGGGGUGAAGACCACCACACACAGCUGGGUUUCUGGGUAGAAAACUAGAAUUGAAACCAUUUCAAAUUAAAUGACCUCAUCUCAACAAUUGCAGACGCAACAUUCCCGUUCCCUUCUGCAGAUUGGGUCAUGGCCAGCUGUGGACUGAUCCCAUUUUAGAGCGUCCUCCCCCCAAAAACGAUGGAAUCAAGAUCACUUUUCAAGUGCCAAAAAUGUUCGCCUUAACAAAAGAGCCAAACAGAAACAUUUCUGGUUUUCACACAAAGCUUACAGAUAUUAGACUGUAGUGAAACUGCCAAAUAGAUCUCAUCAUCAGCAGCAUAUUGUUAGGGUUAUGGUUAGGGUCAGACUGUUUGCUGCCAUCAAUCAAAUGUUUUUGAGUUUCUGCUAUGGACUAAUAAUGAAGGCAAUCCGGCUCAUGAGGUUUUUUGGACUGAAAUUUGAGAAAAAAGCGAGAUUUCUUAAAGGAUCUUUACAUGAUAUUACAGUAACACACGUGUAAUGCCUGAGUGUACAUAAUGUAAUCAUACAGUUUGUAAAAUUGUUUUUUUUUGUUGUAUUUUGUAACUUUUGUAAAUAGUGUUUACAAGAAGACAACAAAAAUUCUAAUCAGCAGAAAAUUGCUCACAUGGAAAACUGGAUCUAAAACGCAUCAAACUGGUCUGUCAGGCUGCAGAAUCACAGCUCGCUCUCUGAUUUUUGUGUACAUAACAAUAUAAAUGUAUAUUAAAACACUGUAGUAAAUGUUUGCCAGAUUUAGGAUAUAUUUGAGACCUAAGUUAUUUGUGGCUGAUACAGAUUUCUGCUGGUGCGUAACCUGCGGUCAGACGUUGGAAUAAUUCUGAAUUAUUUGUCACUCUGAACCUUAAUACCACAGAGGCCUGUUUAUUGUGCCUAACAGAGUGGAUUCUGACUGUAGGCUUGUGGGAUUAAUAUUGUAGAUCUCUAUCAGGUCCAGAAGAUCCUCAAAUCCAGCAUUCUUGUAGAAGAGAACUUUAUUUCAAUGUUCCUGCUUUAAAUUGACAAUAGAAGUAAAGAAAAGAUGUGUAAAUGUUAUUUUUGGCGCUGUGAUCGUUACAGGGUUUCAGAUUAAAGAGCUUGUCAGUGCUGUUGUUGUAACUGACCCUUUCUGGAUUUCACUUUUAAAAAGUUUUUGUGCCUGGUAUAGAUUAGUUUAGAUAAUGAUUCCUUUUGAAUCCAAAGGAGCCCUCUGAUGCUGUCUGACUGAACAGCCUCACUGCUUUCACUCUGCCCCUCCUACCUCUGGCUGUCCCCGUCUUUUCAAACUUUUGAUAUGAUGCUAACACACACUUACACACGCAUCUUGUAAACAAUUUUACUAUCACGUUUUUCUUAGCAAAUUACCAUUAAUCUAAAAAUGUUGUCUUAGCAUGUACAUGUGUAUUUUCCCCUCAUGCUGUACUUGUAGCCUCUAAAUAUCUUUUAUUGUGUGGAGUCAAAAAAAAGUGAAAACACGUUUCGAAAUCGAUGAAGUCAACUCAUUCGGUGGCUUAGAAAUAAAGUUAAAGAUUGUUUAAUGUGUGAUUUAUAGGGAAGACUCACAUUUGCAGGUUUUUAUUUGAUUCUUUGAUUGUUAAAAAGGAAAAAAUUAAGAAUAGUUAUUUUUUCCAUGAUUCAGAUAAAAACGUGCAUACUCUAGAUCCAAAUAUUCUGCCUCCUCAGAAAUAGAUUUGAAGAAACUUAAUUUACUGCAACUUUCCACCUGAUGUGUAAUCAUUGUGUCAACUUUGCAAAGCGUAGUACGCAGCCAAUAGCCACCGUUACGGUCAAUGGGUUUGUUUCUACCGGGGCGGGCACUGUCUCAGAAACAUAGCGUCAUGUUGCACCACAAAUUUUAUGCUUCAGGUCUAUUUUUCUCGCGCUACACUUCAAUAAUGGAUCAAGGAAGUCAAAUAGGAAAGCAGUGUAAUGUGUCCAGAAGAUUUUAAAAUUAAAAGACAAGUGCAGAUUUCCAGUUGAUUUAAAGCUACUCUCCAGUAUAUUUGUAAUCUGGCAGCAGCACCAUCUACUGGCUGACAAAUUUAUCGCACCUUAAGCCGUGGUUUCCACUUCCAUAUUUACGAUAGAACGCAAUGCCUCUCGUUCAUGAACGUCACCUCUAGCCGACAAGUAGAGCUAAAACACGUUUUGCAAAUAUUAUUCUCAUGUUAUGUUGUUUAUUCACACAUUUAUAUUUUAAAGACCUAAGGCCAGGGGUGGACUGAGACCAAAAUUCAGCCCUGGCAUUUUUACAAAUCGUCGGCCCUCCCCAUUGGGAGAGCGGUGGGGGUGGGGGGUGUUGCCGCCCGCGGACUCGUCUCUAGGCCGAAUGUGAUAUCUAAUAUGGACUGGGACUGUUAAAUUACAAGCAGGGCCAGACCGCUGCGACCGGGAGCCCUGGCCUUCCAGAUCAGCUCAUUCUCCACGGGCGGAGAUCAACGGGACAUUAGCUACAUGCUAACGUGGUAAAACAACUCCUGCUUCAUCGCUGUACCGCGUUUUUCUUGCUAAAAACGGCUGGAAAAACUCUUAGCUUUGGGUUACCAUGUAGCUAAUGUUCUGCAGAUCACCAACUGUGGAGUAGUGCCGGCCCAAGCUGGGCAAGCAGCCCACUUGGCUUAGCGGCCCACCGGGACAGUGCCAGAAUGCCAGAUAGGCCAGUCCACCCCUGCCUAAGGCUGAUUAAUACUUCUCCAUCUGCGUCGGUAUGGAGACACUCAUUAUGCGAUGGGGCGAGGGCUGACCGACUGGCUCACAGAGAGUAAUGGAGACAUGCCCACAUUUUUAACUAUCUGUUGAAUGUGACGAAGACCGCAAGCUUGUGAUUGGUCAGGACGCCGCUGCCUUAAAAUUUGUCAACAGCAAUGCCAUUGCCUUGUCAAAAAUUUUAAAAAUAUUUAGCGGCAUACACUGAACUGAUUGAAGAGCACAUCGCAGAAAAAUCCAAAAACAUGAACGUUUAUUGACCCGUGACUAAAGGAGUACAAAAAUACGGAGCUAACGUUUUAUUCGUGGACUGAAAUGAUGGGAAACUGGGUUUAGAGUAUGAAGAGGUGACGGAGAAUGAAGGACAAAUUUGUCCGUUUUAUAAAGUCUCUGAAAUAUAUAAACACAUUAGAAUAUACACUAUUGUGGACUGGAUACAUGAGUGUAAUGGUGGCAGGAUACCACAGAAAAGCCGAAAUUUGAGAGCAAAAUGCCUGUAAUUGGGUGCGUGUCUCUCCCUUGCAGAGUUGACGGAGAAGUAUAAAUCAGGCUCGUCCGUACGAAAAACUCCCCUACUCUUUUAGCCCAGGUCUGUUCAAAUGCUCACACAUGCUCUGUGAUUGACAACUGUACGUAAGCGGUAAAUUGCAUGAGGCUCUACGGCAUGGGGGACAGGCUUAGCAAAAAAACUAUUGCCUACAUUACAUAAGAGCACAUGAUAAGACUAGCACUUUCACAAAUUUUCUAAAUAUUUGACAUAAAUCCUGAAAGAGGGAAACUCCCGAAUGUAGAUUUAAUACGUCCUUAACUGUGAUCCCUCUGUGGUACAAAGAGCAGAAAAUGAACCACGGACCAUUUGGGAGACGUGCUGUUACCUUUUUAAUUUUAUUUUUUGUUAUUGCCGAAAUCACGCUUCUCCGGUACUUUCGUGACCUUGUGGAAUUCGCUGCUUGGAAGGCUUUUGCUGACAUUUGCCGUCUAAAACACUCCCGAUGGGAAAGGUUGUGUCGCUGAGGUUGAAGUGAAAAUGCGUCUAUUACGUUUCACGCAGCUUACGCAUCCGGUGGAAUGCUGGGAUAAAUAAAAUAUUUAGUCGUUUCAAAAGGCAGAAGAGCCGUUGCAAAGCUGCUUUUUGGCUGAUCUUGCCAUGUGUUGCCUUUUCUUACCCAUACAUGCUGUAGGAUGUACUAUAGCCAAAUCUGCCUUUGAAGCCAAAGCGACAUGUUUAGCAUUUAUAUCAAGUGAUGUGUUCAGAAUUAUAUCUAUGAAUAUACAUAUAUAUUUGUGCCGGUCACUCGUGUCAGGAUUAACUGUAAUGAAUCUAUGUAGGUUUACUCUAAAGAGCUGUACUAAGUAAAUUAUAUCUCUGUGUUUUCAUAUUAUUGAAUCUAUGCAUCGUAUUCCUUAAUUCUGCGUUGCUGUUGUAAUAUUUCCUGUAUUUUUUUCCCCAUGAAUUUUUAACAGAGAUAUUUUAAUGUAACAUAACGCUGUGAGAUGUUAUGGUGUCAGUGUCAUCAGAACUCUAUGUUUCAGAUAGUUCUAUGGAGGGGGUAGUAAAAAAAAUGAAGUGUAUUUAGAAAAUAUUUGAUGCAUUGAUUGAUACGCUACGCUUUUGCUAACUGGCAAUGUUGUUUUUAAUUGUAUACCAAUAAGGUUUAUAGAAAAUUGCACCAAAAAUGCUAAUUACUUAAAAAAAUUAUAAAAGACAAAACUGUAAAGAUAUAUAGCAUUUUUUAAAUGAAACUAUAUUUAUUCUUCAGAGAAGUACUUCUCGAGAUAUCAGAUUUUGGACCAAUUUAGAUGUUGCACUUUUACGUAUUUUUAACAAAGGGCUCCUCAUGACAAUAGGAAGAGAUCCCGUUAUAUAUUUUGGAAUAAAAAAUCUGUUACAUUUACUUUAUACGUGAAAGAAUAACAUUGGAAUUGUUUUGAUUUGCAAUCAUUGAAAAUAUGUAACUUGUUCAAUAUUAAUCUUUUAAGAAUCUAAAUAAAUGUACUUCUGUGUGAAA
Messenger RNA from Nothobranchius furzeri (turquoise killifish), 6959 nucleotides. It is a transcript of the gene foxo1a, whose product is annotated as forkhead box O1 a. The record is from RefSeq and is a predicted model, not a curated record. Gene Ontology annotation, molecular function: RNA polymerase II cis-regulatory region sequence-specific DNA binding; DNA-binding transcription factor activity, RNA polymerase II-specific. Gene Ontology annotation, biological process: regulation of transcription by RNA polymerase II. Lineage: Eukaryota; Metazoa; Chordata; Actinopteri; Cyprinodontiformes; Nothobranchiidae. Gene Ontology annotation, cellular component: nucleus.